AAGUUCAAACAUGAAUUUUUUCAGUCACAGAGAGACAUUCUUUUUUUUGCCUGUCAAGAUUUGCUUUUCAGUGUCUGUGAUGAGGAGCAACACAGGGACAAACACUUGCAAGAAAAAAAACCCAUACGGCCAUACCUAUGUUUGGAUGGAACAGAGUAUGCCUUCGACGACUCUAACAUACAAUUUUCCUUCGAAGAGAGUACACAACUGUCAUGAUUCUACGGUUUUGGUAUCCUGUAAUAUUUUGAUCGUCGAUAGAUAAGAUGCAAUGUAUUCUAGAGUACUGGUUUAUUUUAUAUGACUGUUUAUCUGGAAAUGUAGAACUUUUUCUUUUCAUUUUUAUCAGUUUACCACCUUCAGUAUAGAAAUGGAUAAAUGUCUGUACAGCUUAAAACUUUUCAUUUGUAAAGUUUGUAGAUGCAAAUGUGAGAAAUGACUUUAUAUAUAUGAAGCUCAUUUGAUAUAUAAAGUCAUUUGAUUAAAUGAUUAUUUUUGUGUGAAUAUAAGUGGAGCUGUGCAUAUGUGAAGUUUCAAUAUUUUAUGAAAUUAGAUUUAGAUCUAUUGACAUACAAUAAUAUAAAUCAUGCAGACCAACUUGUGUUGCAGCUUAAUUUUAGUGAUAUAUCUAAAACAUGUCCCGUGAAACACUGUCAAAGGUGUUGUUUGGACGGAGAAAAGUUCUCAAUUCUCAUUUUUCUUCUGUUACUUUGAUCCUUCUUCCACUCCUCUAUCUAAACUUUCUCUGUACUUACCUACUUUGUCCAUUCACAGUUCUAUCAUUUGCUGUUAAUUACACUCCAUUCUUCUUCUUCUUGUUUCAAGAUAUUUUUCGUAUUCUUUCACUGCUUAUCUUCUUGAUGUAUCGAUGUUUUUUCCAGCCAAAGUCUUUUUUCGGUUACAUAUUUACCACUGAAGUGUUGGAUCAGAGAGUUGCGGAGAGGGGCUACUAGGGGUCAUCUGAAAUUAGAUCUCUAGCUAGUUCUUCCCUCUCCAGAAUCUCGUUUUUUAUGUUUGUUCCAUUUCCUAUUGCAGGAUUUUCCAUGAUGAAUGUGUUUAAGAGAUUGGUCCUGUUGAAUGCUGUAGUGUGUUGAUUCCUGAUGGCGAAAGGAAAGAUCAGGUCGAAGCUGAGGAGCAGUCUAUACACUUUUUCAUGCACCAGUACUCCGAAUAAAGCAGCUGAGGCUGAAGAACUACAAGGCUCUGUGUACUCAAGACUAGUGUACUGCAACGAGCCUCAUCAGCUCAGUUACAACUCUAAUAGCACAUCUACGACAAAAUACAACAUUGUCACAUUCAUUCCAAUUGCACUCUUUGAGCAAUUCAACCGCGUUGCAAAUGUUUACUUUCUGAUUGCUGCAAUUCUCUCAGUUACACCAUACGGGCCUUAUGAUCCUUUCAGCGCCAUUGCACCAUUAGCAUUCGUCGUUGGCCUUAGUAUGGUGAAAGAACUCAUAGAAGACUGGCAGAGGUUUUUACAGGAUUGGAAGGUUAAUAUGCGACCAGCACAAGUUUAUACUGGGCAUGGUAUAUUCGAGUCUAGACCCUGGAAAAAGAUUAUGGUUGGUGAUAUUGUGAAAGUCGAGAAGGAUAAAUUUUUUCCUGCAGAUUUACUUCUGCUGUCAUCUAACUAUGAUGAUGGAAUAUGUUAUGUGGAAACAAUGAAUUUGGACGGUGAGACAAACUUGAAGGUUAAAAGAGCUUUGGAAAUAACCAUGGAUUUGGACGAGGAUAAUUCUUUCCGAGAGUUCAAGGCAACCAUAAAAUGUGAAGCCCCAAAUCCCAGUCUUUACACUUUUGAGGGUGAGCUUGAAUACAACAAGAAAACAUACAGUCUUGACCCGAUUCAGAUUCUCCUUCGUGAUUCUAAGCUAAGGAACACGUCGUAUGUGUAUGGAGUUGUGAUUUUCACUGGUCAUGAUACGAAGGUUAUGCAGAACUCGACAAAAUCCCCUUCCAAGAGAAGCAGGGUGGAGAAACAGAUGGACCAAAUUAUCUACAUUCUAUUCAGCCUCCUAGUAAUUAUCUCGAUCAUGAGCUCAGUCGGUUUUGCCUAUUUGACAAAGUUUGACAUGCCAGAUUGGUGGUACUUGCAUGCUCCGGAUGAUAAGAACUUGUAUAAUCCACAAAAGCCCUACUUGUCAGGUUUAUAUCAUCUGAUCACUGCUCUGAUCCUUUAUGGAUAUCUAAUACCUAUUUCACUCUAUGUUUCGAUUGAAAUUGUGAAAGUCUUGCAAGCAAGUUUCAUUAAUAGGGAUAUGCACAUGUACCAUGAAGACACUGACACACCAGCUCUGGCAAGGACAUCGAAUUUGAAUGAAGAACUAGGGCAGGUUGACACAAUUUUGUCUGACAAAACAGGUACUCUGACAUGUAAUCAAAUGGACUUUCUGAAAUGUUCUAUUGCGGGGAUUUCAUAUGGACAACGCCCCAGUGAAGUAGAAUUAGCUGCUGUGAAGAAGAUGUCUAUGGAUUUUGAUGCUGAGGAUCAUGACUUCUCAAGCGCAGUUAGUGGCUUUGAAGAAGAAGGUAACGCGGAGACAGAAGGGACAUCUAAUAAUCAGGACCAUGGACGUCAGAUCAAAGGUUUUAGUUUUGAGGAUAAGCGUCUCACUGGUGCAUGUUGGUGGAAGUUACCUAAACCAGAAAUUCAUUAUAUAUUUUUUCGGAUACUUGCAGUGUGCCACACUGCAAUUCCAGAAGAAAAUGAGGAAGGAGACGGAUACGACUAUGAAGCAGAGUCCCCCGAUGAAGGAGCAUUUCUUGUUGCAGCAAAAGAAUUUGGGUUUGAAUUUUGUAAAAGGACUCAAGGAAGCAUAUUUGUUCGUGAGGCGGAUCCUUCUUCUGAAGAACCAGUGGAAAGGGAGUUCAAGAUUCUCAAUAUUUUGGAUUUUACCAGCAAAAGAAAGCGAAUGUCUGCUAUUGUUCGUGAUGAGAAGGGAGAAAUUUUUCUCUUCUGCAAAGGGGCAGAUGCAAUAAUUUUUGAUAGAUUGUCAGAGGAUGGAAGAACAUUUGAGAAAGCUACAAAAAAACAUCUAAGUGACUAUGGUGAAGCUGGGCUACGUACCCUCGUUUUUGCAUAUAAAAAGCUAGAAGAGGCUGAUUAUAAUGAGUGGAAUAACGAGUUUCAGAAUGCAAAGAAUUCUGAUUCAAGUAACAAGGAUGAAAUGCUUGAGGACUUAUCCGACAAAAUUGAGAAAGAGCUGAAUCUUGUUGGUGCUAGUGCCGUGGAGGAUAAACUGCAGCAAGGAGUUCCUCAAUGUAUUGACAGUCUCGCGCAAGCUGGUCUAAAGAUAUGGGUGUUGACGGGUGAUAAAAUGGAAACUGCAAUCAACAUAGGCUUUUCAUGCAGUCUGUUGCGUGAAGAAAUGCAACAGAUUUGCAUAUCUAUUAAAGACGAGCAAGAACAUGAUGCAGAGCAGGAUAUAAAAUCUGACAUUUCGAAGCAAAUUAUGAGUGGAACUCAAAAGAUGAAACAAGAAGAAGACCCUCAUGCUGCGUAUGCUUUGAUAAUAGAUGGGAAAGCUUUGAAUUUUGCUUUAGACGAUGAACUGAAACAUCAAUUUUUGCAUCUAGCAGUGAGCUGUGCAUCAGUCAUAUGUUGCCGGGUGUCUCCCAAACAAAAGGCCCUCGUCGUUAGAUUGGUAAAAGAAGGGACAGGAAAAACAACCUUAGCCAUAGGGGAUGGUGCAAAUGAUGUUGGAAUGAUCCAAGAGGCUGAUAUAGGCAUCGGGAUCAGUGGAGUCGAAGGAAUGCAAGCUGUGAUGUCAAGUGAUUUUGCUAUCGCGCAGUUUAGAUAUCUGGAGAGACUUCUGGUGGUCCAUGGUCACUGGUUUUACAAGAGAAUUGCUCAGAUGAUUUGUUACUUCUUCUAUAAGAAUAUAGCAUUCGGCCUCACACUCUUUUACUACGAAAUUUGCACUGCUUUUUCUGGUAAUGCAGUUUAUGAUGACUGGUAUAUGAUUCUUUAUAAUGUUGCAGCUACAUCUUUACCUGUCAUGACACUCGGAGUCCUGGAACAAGAUGUCUCCGCUGAAGUCUGCCUAGAGUUUCCAGCAUUGUAUCAACAAGGCCCGAAAAACUUAUUCUUUGGAUGGUACAGAAUAAUCGGAUGGAUAUGCAAUGGAGUUUAUACUUCAUUCAUCAUCUUCUUUUUCAACAUACUGACUCUGUAUACUGAAGCCUAUCGCGUUGAAGGACAAACUCCUGAUAUGAGCAUCAUGGGCGCCACUAUGUUCACUUGCAUUGUCUGUGCAGUCAAUACCCAGAUAGCUUUAUCACUCAGCCACUUCACCAGGAUCCAGCAUAUUUUUAUCUGGGGAAGCAUAGUGGUUUGGUUUCUUUUUCUUAUAAUUUACGGGGCAGCUGUUCCUGAAACUUCAACAGGGUCAUAUCAGAUCUUCCUGGAAACUCUUGCACCCUCUCCGCUAUUCUGGAUCACCAUUCUUCUAGUCGUGAUAGCUUGUAAUCUUCCGUACUUCAUGCACAUCUCAUUUCAGAGGUCUUUUAGUCCGAUGGAUCAUCACAUCAUCCAGGAAAUUAAGUACUACAGGAAAGAUGUUACUGAUCGACAUAUGUGGAGAAGAGAAAAGAGAAAAGGAAGACAUGAAGCCAAAAUCGGGUUCAGUGCAAGAGUUGAUGCAAAGAUUAGGCACUUAAAAGGUAGGAUUCAGAAAAGAGGAGCAGUUAUGGCUGGUCAGGAGAUGCUUUAAUCUUCCAAGUUUUCCAUUUCAUAGUGAGCCGAACUGAAUUUUCUAUAUGUUUAGAUUUUUAACAGGAGAUUGAGUUUUUAGUACCAUGUAAAUAUGCAGAGGUUUAUAUUUAAGUUUUAAUAUAUAAAU
This is a messenger RNA of Daucus carota subsp. sativus, 4838 nucleotides long. Its product is annotated as probable phospholipid-transporting ATPase 4. The record is from RefSeq and is a predicted model, not a curated record. The coding region runs from base 1098 to 4709 and encodes 1203 amino acids. The transcript has a single exon. Gene Ontology annotation, biological process: phospholipid translocation. NCBI's taxonomy places the organism in Eukaryota, Viridiplantae, Streptophyta, Magnoliopsida, Apiales, Apiaceae. Gene Ontology annotation, molecular function: magnesium ion binding; ATP hydrolysis activity; ATP binding. Gene Ontology annotation, cellular component: plasma membrane.